GGAAGUUGCUGCCUUCCCCCUCCUCCCUCUCUCUCCAUCCCUGCUUCCGCCGCUUCCCUCUCGUUGGAGACAAAGGAGCGAGGCCCGAGGCCCGUGUUGGAGCCGAUCUAAUGUCAGCUGGUUGAACACUUUUCUACCAAAAUGUCAAAAAGGCCAUCCUAUGCCCCACCACCCACCCCAGCCCCCACAACCCAAAUGCCCAGCACACCGGGGUUUGUGGGAUACAAUCCAUACAGCCAUCUGGCCUACAACAACUACAGGCUGGGAGGGAACCCGGGCACCAACAGCCGGGCCACGGUAGGAGAAUCAACUAUUACGUCAUCCGGCAAACAACAGGAAGUGACCAGAAAUGGCUUUAGAGCAUCAUCGGGUAUCACAAUCCCCAAACCCCCUAAGCCUCCAGAUAAGCCACUCAUGCCCUACAUGAGGUACAGCAGGAAGGUCUGGGACCAAGUGAAGGCGUCCAAUCCUGACUUGAAGUUAUGGGAAAUUGGGAAGAUCAUUGGAGGGAUGUGGCGAGACCUCACUGAUGAAGAGAAGCAAGAGUACUUAAAUGAAUAUGAAGCAGAAAAGAUAGAGUACAACGAGUCAAUGAAGGCCUACCAUAACUCACCCGCUUACCUUGCCUACAUCAACGCGAAAAGCCGCGCCGAAGCCGCCCUGGAGGAGGAAAGCCGGCAGAGGCAGUCCCGGAUGGAGAAGGGAGAACCUUACAUGAGCAUCCAGCCCGCCGAAGACCCGGAUGAUUAUGACGACGGGUUUUCUAUGAAGCACACUGCCACAGCCCGUUUCCAGAGAAAUCACCGCUUAAUUAGUGAGAUUCUGAGUGAAAGUGUCGUCCCCGAUGUCAGAUCCGUGGUCACCACGGCAAGGAUGCAGGUUCUCAAACGCCAAGUCCAGUCCUUAAUGGUUCACCAGCGGAAACUAGAAGCUGAGCUCCUGCAGAUAGAAGAACGUCACCAGGACAAGAAAAGGAAGUUCCUGGAGAGUACAGAAUCCUUUAACAAUGAGCUGAAGAGGCUGUGCAGCCUGAAGGUGGAGGUGGACAUGGAGAAGAUAGCGGCCGAAAUUGCUCAGGCCGAGGAGCAAGCCCGCAAGCGGCAGGAGGAGAGGGAGAAGGAGGCCGCGGAGCAAGCCGAGCGCAAUCAGAACAGCACAAGCGCCGAGGAGGAGCAAGCAGCCAGCAAGGCAGAGGAGAAGAAAGAAGAGGGGAGCACUCCAAUGGAAGCAGAGGAGCCUCCUGCAGAAGAAACCAUUGAGAGCCAGCAAAACGGUGAAGGGACAUCCACUCCGGAAGACAAGGAGAGUGGCCAGGAAGGAGUCGAAAGCAUGGCGGAAGAAGGAACAAGCGACAGCAACACUGGUUCCGAAAGCAACAGCGCCAUGGUCGAAGAACCGCCAGCUGACCCGGUGGUUCCGGAAGACAGUGAAAAGAAAGAAUAAAUUUUUAGCUACUUUUCAUGCAUCUCCCUUUUUUAAAAACAAAAACAAAAGAUUAACAGCAUGGGAAAGAAAAGAGGUGGUAUGUAGGCUCCUCUUGGUAUCGUUUCAUGUUUUGUAUGUUGGUCACCACCAAAUGGUUACUGGGCAUUUUAACUUUUUGUGACAUCCGACAUAAUGGAUUUAGAGCGAUCAGUUGGCACAGAAGCAGAUCACAGCUCGCACACAGGUGCAUCAUAAUCCACAACAGCAGCAUCACUCUUCUCUCUCAAGGAAGCAAUUUUACUCUAUGAUUUGCUUUUUAAAAUUUUCCUUGUGCUUUCUUUCCAGGGAAAAGUUAUAGAGUGUUUUAGAGAAGCAUCCACAUAUCUUCAUAAUCCCUUUGUUCUCAGUUGGAGACUUGGCAACUUCGAAUCAGCUUAUUAAGGUAGAAGUUCUGCCAAAUUCACUCUCCCUCUUUCACAUUAUUUAAAAUUGUGCGUGGAACUGAUACUCCAGACGUCCAUUCCUUUCAGAUAUAAUUAAAAAUUGGUUAUCAGUGAAAAGCACAAAUUUCCUUCCUUCAAAAUUAAAUUGCCAUUCGUUUUUGUGAAGAAAGGAAGUUUCCUGUUCCACAAAACUGCAUUUCUGGGCUUAUUUUUAAACCCCUUCUUGUUUUAUUUCCUCUCUACCCAAAAUACUUUUUUAAAAACACCACACACCUUAUAGUUUUAAACUAGUUUUUUUUGGGUUUUUUUAAGAACUUGUUAGGGAAAUCCUUAUACAACUUUGCAUGGAAAUAGCAUGGAAAGAUCUGGAUAAGAGCUACAAUCGCAGGACACCUUCUUUGCUCUUAACGUUCCACUUUUUCAUUGUCUGUAAAAGAAAAUCUGACUUUCCAACGCUGGGGGGGCGGGGGAGAGAUAAAUGUAAUAUUUCAGAAGUCUGAAAUGUGAGAAAGGCCUUUAACCAGAAUGCAGUUUCUCCCCAGGCACAUGGUGAUUAAGACCAUUCCCUCUGAAAAUGCAACUGCAUUAUACAGCUUCAUUAAGUCCUGGGGCUCUAUGAAGCAAUGUGGGAUCCUUGAGGGAUUCCCAUCACUGCCAUUUUGAUUCUCCUUGAUCCCUUUCCUAAGAACGAUUUGGUGCAAAGGCGGUAGUGGAACACAAUCUAAGGCAGUUGUUUGAAGCUUGUCAGAGCAUUUCCCCUCCCACGCUGUGCUGUAUUACCACGGCACCAUGCAAGCAAUUCACGUCAAACAGCUCUUUGGAGUUGCAGCGAGCUCUUAGGAUCCCUUACAGCGCCACCAAGUUAUUUGUUUUCCUUGUUAAACGCAGGCUGUCUGAGAAUUUUGCUUCAGGGUUGCCCUCCACAGACGUCUUCUCAGAGGAUUAAAAAAUAAAUUAGUAACUUUAAGGGAAGGCAACGCCAGUCUUUUUGUGAGUGUCUCCUAAUCCGUUGUUGGUUUAAAGAUUUAUGGUGGGUUUUGUUUUGUUUUGUUUUUCAAACAACUCUCUUUGUUCUGUUUUAAAUGGUUUUUCACGUAAUAAACUAAAACAUGUUUUAA
Messenger RNA from Podarcis muralis (Common wall lizard), 2986 nucleotides. RefSeq names its product SWI/SNF related BAF chromatin remodeling complex subunit E1 (gene SMARCE1). Lineage: Eukaryota; Metazoa; Chordata; Lepidosauria; Squamata; Lacertidae. Gene Ontology annotation, biological process: negative regulation of DNA-templated transcription. The record is from RefSeq and is a predicted model, not a curated record. Gene Ontology annotation, molecular function: nucleosomal DNA binding; nuclear receptor binding. Gene Ontology annotation, cellular component: SWI/SNF complex.